CUUGUGCGUCCUGGCAGAGUGUGGCGUGUGGCUGCCCUGUCUGAGCGCAUACACUGGGUGAACAGCCUGCGCCUGGCCGUCGACUAGCGCGCAGCGAGACCGUUCAACCGCGUCUGCCUUGUUACGCAAUAGACAAUCCUAUCAAGAAAGUUGGCUGUGAAUGUGAGGCAGCUAGAUGCAUUUACCAAGCAGCCUGUCAGCGCCGAACGCCUCUUCCUGGGGAAUCGCCCCGCCGCUGAUUUCACAGGCGAAUAGCGUAGUGUAAGGGCUCCACCCGCGUCCAGUCAGGCAGCGCGCGAGUUGAAGGCCAUUGGCUGCAUUGCUGUUGCAUUGCUCCGGCAAAGUGUUGUGACGCAAUGACAUCAUGAAGAUAGCUGGUUUGUUUGAUGCCGCUGAUAGAGUGGUGACUGGUCGGAUGUUGACGUAAGCUCAACAACGAGAAAGGUGGUUUUAAAUUGGCAGCAGUUGUGGAAGAGGGUGUGGUCCAUGCCGGAUGGGCAUGCGCGGAUGUUAGCCGAGAUGGGCGGUACCAAGAGCCCCGACGCCGAGCCCUGCUGCCCGGACAUGGACGAGGACGCCGCCGACUCCCUGCUGGACGGCGCCGAGUGCAAAUGCCCGGUGGCUAGCUACGGCAGCGUCAGUCUGGAGACGCUGGUGGAGCUGGAGGCGGUGGUGGCCGCCGAGCACGUGUUCCAGCGCCUGCAGACGGCCAGCCACGAAUCUCCCGCGCAGGCGCUGCUGCAGCCGCACGCCGACACCCUGGAGAACGGGAUGCGCCACUUUUGUCGGGCCUUCGUGCGGCGCUUCACGGAGCUGGCCGGGGGGACGCGCAGCGGGAGCAGCAGUGAUCGCGGCGGGAUGUUGGAGGAGGCGCCGCAGCGGCUGCUGCUGCCCAGUCCCGAGGAGGCGCUUGGAUGGGACUGCGGGAUGGAGCAGCAGCGCAGCCCGACCCCGCACACCACGCAGAGUCCGCACCGCUUCGGAUUGGAGGACAGCCAGUCCAACGCCUCCGAUAUGAGCAGUGCCAGCGCGCCCCGCCCGCUCUCCGCGCUCCACGCCGAUAAUUUUCAAGAAAUUGACACGGUGGACGGGGAUGUAUUAGAGGCGCCGGUGCAGGUGCGCAGCAAGAGCAACGACUGCUCGCCGGGCCAGAAGAGCUCCUUCCUGCGGCGCAUGUCCUUCAAGACGCUGACGCAGUCCUUCAAUCCCUUCGGCAAGCGCCACUCGCAGGAGCGCAAGCCGACGCUGACGCGGGUGCCCACCUCGGGAUCGCUGCCCAUCAGCGAGAACGGGCCUGUUGGACGAAUCGGCGAUGGUGUUGGCCGCAAAGACGUGGCACAAGACGCCGCCGCCUGGGGCGGCAGCACCGGGAUCCGGCCGCGUCUGGCCAGCGCCCCCGCGGCGGAACUGGCCCGCAUCCGGCCGGUCAAGUACAGCGGCGCGGCCACGGGGCCCAUCAGCAGCGCCGAGCCGGCGGAAGCCUUAUCCAGCGCCUCAUCCCUGUACAAUCUGGCGCCGACGCGGUCCAAUCAACGCAAAGGCAGCCUGACGGGGUCGUCGUUGAGUUCCGGGCGCCAGAGCCCCGUCAGUGUCGGCGCGGUGCCGCCGGCGCCCAUCCCGGAGCACGAUACGCUGAAGAAGCGCGACGAAGAUCUGGCGUCGCUGCUGGGCUAUCACGCCGAUAUUAGUCGCGCGCAGGCGGCCGGGCUGGUGCAGCAGGGCGGGCACGGGGCGUUCUUGGUGCGCGCCAGUGAGACGGAUCCCGGCAAGUUUGUUCUGACCUUCAACGGCCAGGGAAGACCAAAGCAUUUGCGCUUCUGCAUCCAGGACGACGGGCGUUGCCGCGUGCAGUCGGCGUGGUUCGAGUCGCUGGCGGAGAUGGUGAUGUUCUACCGCGCCAACCCCAUCCCCUCGGAGACGGGCCACUGCUCGGACGCCACCCUGACCCUCAUGAUCUCGCGCGACCUGCCGCCGGUCCCGCAGGCGGUGGCCGUGGCGACGGAGCCGCGCCAGCGCAGCUACACGUCGCCCUUCGCGCCCGAGGCCAUCGCGGCGGCCCGCAAGACCUCGGCGGACCCCGUGCGCCUCCCGGCGCCCGCCGAGUACCGCGGGGGCGCCGCCGAGCUGGCGCUGGUGCGCAAGGACAUCAAGGGCGUCUACUGAACCGCCCCUACGUUGUUUUUCUCAAUUUUCCCGCGGCCAAACUGGUCCGCGGGGUUUUUUCCUGUUUUAUUGCGUAAUUCUUUUGGGUGUCUUGGUGGGCGCUUUCUCACGUUUCGAUUUCCUCGGGAGGUCUCCACUGUGAAUAAGCACAAUGUGAAUGGGAGAGUGACAGAGAAAUGGGUGUUUUGUUUUUUUUGCACGUCGUGCGAAUUAAUUGUGUUGUUGCCGUUGGUGCCUGGCCGUGCAAUUAGCAAGUGACCUUUGAUAAUGUUAUUAAUGUGGCACUGUGCUGUGUGACUGACGCGGGCAGGGCGGACAGCGGCGUCAUUAUUAUUAAAUUUUUGUAUCUCGAA
Messenger RNA from Paramacrobiotus metropolitanus, 2516 nucleotides. RefSeq lists its product as uncharacterized. Gene Ontology annotation, cellular component: plasma membrane. Gene Ontology annotation, molecular function: transmembrane receptor protein tyrosine kinase adaptor activity. The record is from RefSeq and is a predicted model, not a curated record. Lineage: Eukaryota; Metazoa; Tardigrada; Eutardigrada; Parachela; Macrobiotidae. Bases 487 to 2163 code for a protein of 558 amino acids. The transcript is spliced from 6 exons. Gene Ontology annotation, biological process: intracellular signal transduction.